Olea europaea var. sylvestris is the source of this 2920-nucleotide messenger RNA. RefSeq lists its product as uncharacterized. Bases 509 to 2593 code for a protein of 694 amino acids. NCBI's taxonomy places the organism in Eukaryota, Viridiplantae, Streptophyta, Magnoliopsida, Lamiales, Oleaceae. The record is from RefSeq and is a predicted model, not a curated record. The transcript is spliced from 3 exons.
UGUGAUGCACAACUCGUACACCCCUCACUGAGUCAACACCAACGAUUACAUGAAUCGCCUCUCGAUCUGUAAGUUCACAAAAAGAUCCCAGAAAUAUGAAAUUCCCCUAAUAUCUGAUGGAAACCCUAACCCUAACCCUAGCUCUAGUCUUAGUGCCAAUUGGUUUACUCAGAUCGUCCCUUCGUUCAAUUCUCAAUGCCAAAUUCAAUCUCUCUUUCUUCUUAUCCGCUGAUUAGCUAAUUAAAACCUCAAAUUUUUUUCGUGAUCAUCAGAUCAAAAUAUUUGGUCCUUUCUGUUUUUCGUGUAGUUCCUUUCUUUUUUUCCUAAUUUUUGUAUUGUUAAUAAUUGGUGUAGAGGUUUUAUUUUCCGUUAUGCAUCUGUAGAAUAAUUUUGUUCGAUUACAAAAAAUAAUAAAACAGGAAAGUAUUUUUUUCCGUUUUAUAUUUAAUUAUAUAUAUACAUUGUAUCGCAUAUAUAUAAAGAGUGAAAGGGACAGGGACAGAGAAAGAUGGGGAGUUCGGAAACUGGAGGAGUGGAUUGCAGCGUGGGGAGUAUAGUGUGGGUCCGGAGGCGAAAUGGGUCUUGGUGGCCAGGAAAGAUAAUAGGGACUGAAGAGCUCUCGGCGUCCCAUAUAACGUCUCCACGGUCCGGAACUCCGGUUAAGCUUCUUGGAAGGGAAGAUGCAAGUGUAGACUGGUACAAUUUGGAGAAAUCUAAACGUGUGAAGGCGUUUCGGUGUGGCGAGUUUGACGAGUGUAUAGAAAGGGCUGAAGCUUCUCAGGGCAUGCCUCCAAAGAAAAGAGAGAAAUAUGCACGUCGGGAAGAUGCAAUCCUCCAUGCUCUUGAACUUGAGAGACAGUUAUUGGAGAAAAGUGGGAAAGUGAGUUCUGCUUCUGAUGAUAGGAACAAGAAGUCUGAAGAUGUCACUUAUUCAGGUCACUAUGAAAAUGGAAGUGGAAAUCAGAUAGAUCCCAGGUCUCUUCAAGUUUCUGAGAGGCUUGGUUUGAAAGUUGCAGAGAACCAUGUGGCGAAUCAUAUGCAUGGAGAUAAAGUCCGGGAGGGAAACCAACUGAGAGGAGAUGAUGAUAAUGCUGGUGUACUACCCCGGAUGAGAGGAUUGCAGGACAUUGGUCUUCGGAGUGCUCUGCUGCAAAUGCAUAAGCUUUCUCCUUCAGUAGAUUCAAAUAUUUCUCCAAAACCUCCUGUUGUUUGCAGCACUCCUGCACUCCCUAAUGAUGCUUUUUCAGCAGACUGUAAAGCUGACCCCAAUAUAGAAAAUUUGUCAGACAAUAGGAAAAGGUUGGAUGAAAGCUUGGCCGACGUAUCCAUUGUCAAGAGGCACAGACAGCGCCCUCUUACUCAAGUACUGGAGAAUAGUGCAAAAUUACCAGUUCCAGAAUCUCAGAUGGAAACAUCCAUUUCCAAGUUUGAAGAAAGUUAUAAUCCACAUUCUGCUGAUUAUGGUGAAGAGCACACUUCUGAGUCCACAGAGGACACUGAAACAGAUUCUUCUGAGACCGAUACAAUGGAAUCAGAGUCUGAUGACGAGAUGACUGCUCUUUCUGAUGGUUCUGCAUCCAUAGAAUUACAACCCAAAUAUCCAAGAACUGAAGAACAAGAAGAACGUGGAGGCAUGAGCAGUGAUGACCUUGAUGAACUGGAAUUUGGAGAUGAUACCCCCCGUUCUUUUCACAACAAUCCACUCUCGGCUAGCAUGGAGGGGUCCAGAUGGCAGCUGAAAGGGAAAAGGAAUAACCGUGGUCUUAUGAAGAGGUCUGAUGCGGAAGUUUCCAGAGGAUAUAUACAUGGAAGAAAGUCGAAUUGGAGCAGUAGUGGUAAAAAAUCUGAUUUGAUUGAGAGAAAUUUUAGGACUAACAUGCCUGGAUAUGGAUCUACAGGUCUCCCAGAUGGCUUGGUUUGGAAUGAUCACUCAUCCAAGAGAGGAUAUUGGGACGAUUCAAUCGAUCCUUUAUCUGCUCAGCAUCAUUUUGGUGGAAGGACCAUGUUGCUGGACGUGGAUUUGAAGGUUCAGGCGAACAACUACCGAAGAGAUGUCCCUCUCAUUUCUUUGCAGAGUAAGCUAAAUGGACAUGCUAUAAUAGGACACCCAAUCCAAAUUGAAGCUCUUGAAAGUGGUUCCUCAGAAAACCUUAUUCCUGCAACUGAUCGUUUUUAUCCUGAGACAUCGGAGAAUCAUACAGCACUUACACCCGUAUGGACGACUGCUCGUAGAACAUCAAAUUUUCGGGUUCCACGACCACACGUUUCCUCGGCAAUGAGUAGUGAAAGUAAACCAGAUCUUCAAGUUGUUGUUGACCAAUACAAAAGAAUGCCAUUUGGACACUCCCAACAUUUGGACAGAUCUCCAAGAAAUUUACCGACAAAAAUUAUUCCAUCUUCCAACCAGAAGACAAGAACUCUUUCAUCGAUUGCUUCAGGAUCGAAACAUUGUGUUGAUCAACAAGGGGGAUGCAACGAUUAUGAAGCAGAUGGGUUGAAGAAAAACCAGGACACACCACCAACAGUAGCUUGUAUACCCGUUAAGUUGGUAUUCAGUAGGUUACAUGAGGAGUUGGCUGGGCGCCAUCAGUAAUGAAGUCAUGAGUCAUGAUCCCGAAUGUGGAAAUAAAAGACGGUAAUCGCCAUUAGCCUUGAUGUAAAUUCUUAGAGAGUAAUAAUAAUAUGACCCCCAGAUCAAACCGUUCUUUUCUUCUGAAGCUCCAUCUUUGUAUUUAUUUUGGUUUAAAAACCUGUAGAACGGAUUGAAACAUGAAAUGAAGAAUCAUAGGAUGUUUUGAAGGAUAUAUAUAUUUGGCUGGCUUUGUAUGCACAAGAGGAUGGUGCUUUGGUGUGCUCUAGGGAUAGAAAUACAUAAUGUAGAUUUUAUAUAGAUGAAUAUACAAUCGUAUCUUGACAUGUA